AUGCGCUUUAACGCGGCGCAGCUGCUGCUGAAUCGGACCCGCAGAAGAAGACGCCGACGGAGAAACAAGAGGAAGAAAAUGACAGGGCGCGCAAAAAGAAAACCCAAAUCCAGUCAGGACUCAGGUACAGGCAAUGGGGAGUUGAAGAAAGCCCGGACUGAUGAAUCCAAAGCCGUGCCAUUGUCAGAGGUGGAUUCAGAACAACGAGAUGAGAUGGUGCGACUGUACAAGCUCCAAAUGCCAGAAGAUCUGUACCACUUUUGGGACUUCUGCAAGGAGCUUUGUCCGGACAGCCCCCGUGGUGCACUGAAAGACACACUGGGUUUGCAGCUGGUUGGUCCCUUUGACAUCCUGGCAGGAGCCCACAAAAACUCCAAGAAUCCUCAGCCUAACUUCCACCUUCACUGGAGGUAUUUAUACGACCCGCCAGAGUUUCAGACCAUCCUUCUGGGAAGUGAAGAGACUCAGCAUCACAUCGGCUACUUCAGAGACACUCCAGACUCCCUCCCUGCGUUUGUUGGGGAAAAUGAAGCCAAGAAAAGCUGCACUAUCACACAAAUGGGGGACAACGUGUUUGCUGCUGUCCUCUCGUAUCUGUUGAAGAGGAGGAAAGAGAAAGGCAGCAAGAAAGCAGAGGCUUUGGAGAGCUUGGAGGCAAAGCUGAGAGACAGAGCAGAGGCUCUGGGCCUGUCUCUAGAGCAGAAGACCAAAGGAAUGAAGCAGAGGGACAAGAAGGUGGUCACCAAGACGUUCCAUGGUGCCGGCAUCGUUGUACCUGUAGAUAAGAAUGAUGUAGGAUACAGAGAACUACCAGAAACAGAUGCUGGUCUUAAGAAGAUCCUAAAGGCAAUAGCUGAAGCCCGGAAUGAUGAAGAACGCGUCAAAGCUUUCGGACCUCUCCAGGAGAUGAUCACAUUUGUUCAGUUUGCCAACGAUGAGUGUGACUACGGCAUGGGAUAUGAACUAGGAAUGGACCUCUUCUGUUACGGAUCCCAUUAUUUCCACAAGGUUAUCAGGCAACUUCUGCCCAUGGCCUACAGCCUCCUGAAAAGAAAUGUGUUUGGUGAGAUUCUGGAGGCCCACCUCUCCAGCCGCAGCCAUGACAACCUGGACCAACUCUCCGCACAUUAAAUGAGACUCCGAAGUACAUUUCAGCUCUAGCUCUUAUAAGCUUUUCCCACCAUGUAUUAUUGUCUUCUGUUGUUUGUCAUUGUUGAUGUUUCUUGGUGGUUUUGGUGCUGCUGUCAUUGAUUGGUACCAGUUCAAUGAUAAUCUUGUUUGUAAAAGGUAGAUGUCUAAUAAAGUAUUUUUAUAUAUUAA
Molecule: messenger RNA, 1320 nt
Organism: Centropristis striata (black sea bass)
Lineage: Eukaryota; Metazoa; Chordata; Actinopteri; Perciformes; Serranidae
Product: histone PARylation factor 1
Exons: 8
Coding region: 1-1131 (376 amino acids)
Biological process (GO): DNA damage response; regulation of protein ADP-ribosylation
Cellular component (GO): nucleus
Molecular function (GO): poly-ADP-D-ribose binding; histone binding
Source: RefSeq, a predicted model, not a curated record